AAAUAAAUAUAUGUAUAUAUAUAUAUAUAUAUAUAAAAGCACACAAAACUGGCAUGAAAUAGUCAAAGUGCUAAGAUGGGCCCGCCGAAAACUGCAAAACCCAAAAAUGAUAACUUGAGCUCACCAGUUUCGAGACGGAGUGAUCAAUCUCAAAGAAACUCGUUCAUAAUGGAGGUGAAAUUCACUUUAAUCGAGAUGAUAUCCAGGCUCAGGUCGUUCCGCACAAGCAAGCAGCAGCGGGUUCCACUGUUCGAGCAAGAUCUAAUCAAUUUGUGCUAUGUUGCGCGAGAGACCUUUUUGGAUGAGUCGAUGCUAUUGUAUUUGGAUGCACCUCUGCGUGUUGUGGGCGAUGUGCAUGGACAGUUUGCGGAUCUGCUUAGGAUAAUGGAACACUGCGGAUUUCCGCCGCAAGUGAGUUAUUUGUUUCUGGGCGAUUACGUGGAUCGUGGUAAGAAUUCGGUGGAAACAAUAACGCUUUUACUGGCACUUAAGGUCAGGUAUCCAAAAAAUAUAUUUUUGCUGCGUGGCAACCACGAGUCGCAGUCUAUAAACCGUGUCUACGGCUUUUUCGAUGAGUGUAAGCGACGCUACACGAUCAAGCUGUGGAAAACGUUUGUCGAUUGCUACAACUGUAUGCCUGUGGCAGCGAUUAUAUCCAAACGGAUAUUUUGCUGCCACGGCGGCUUGAGCCAGAGGCUGAUGGAUCUAAGCGAUAUUGAAUCGUUGCCACGACCCACUGAUGUGCCGGACGAGGGUUUGAUGUGCGAUUUGUUGUGGAGUGAUCCCGAUCGCAAAGGCUACGGUUAUUCACCCAGCGAUCGUGGCGUCAGUUUUCUGUUUGGACGCGAUGUGAUUGAAAAGUUUUUACGUAAGUACGACUUUGACCUGAUCUGUCGAGCCCAUCAGGUGGUGGAAGAUGGCUACGAGUUCUUCGCUAAAAGGCAACUCGUAACCAUCUUCUCAGCACCUAACUACUGUGGCGUCUAUGAUAAUGCGGGCGCCUCAAUGGGCGUUGAUAAGGAUUUGGUUAUAACGUUUGACGUGCUGCGUCCAACGGAGAUCCGAAAGGGAAGUAUUCGCGGCAAAGCAAUAAAAAUCCUAUCGGGUGCUCAAAAACUCAAUCUUUAGUCAGAAUCUGAACUGAGGUGGAGC
This is a messenger RNA of Drosophila virilis, 1152 nucleotides long. RefSeq names its product serine/threonine-protein phosphatase alpha-3 isoform. The record is from RefSeq and is a predicted model, not a curated record. Gene Ontology annotation, cellular component: nucleus; cytoplasm. Gene Ontology annotation, molecular function: protein serine/threonine phosphatase activity. NCBI's taxonomy places the organism in Eukaryota, Metazoa, Arthropoda, Insecta, Diptera, Drosophilidae.